AUGGCCUCUGGAUACGGCAAUAGAUGUUUUGUGAGCCCCUUUGAAGGCCAGACUGUUAUCUGGGCUUUUAGCAAGGCUGAAGAGAUGCCAGCUCAAGCCGCUGGCGGAGGUGGACGUGCACUCCUGGAUGAAGUGCGACAGCAUUGCAGCGAGAUAGGAGAGCUAUUCGCAAGUUUGAUAAACUCAACAGACUCUUCAACAGCCUUUGUUAUCCCAGCGCGCGACAAGAAGCCGUUCAGCCAUGAGAACGUUCUACCUGGUGUGGUCUUUAUUGGAGACAGUAACCAUGCUGUCAGCCCCUUCGCUGGAAAUGGUGCCAACACGGCUUUGGCAGAUGCAUGGGACCUGGCUGGAUUUCUGUUGGCCUCGGAUUCAAUUGGCAAUACUGUCGCGGCAUAUGACAAGGUGUCAGUUCCUAGUGCGCAGAGAACUCUCCACUCUUCACACUGGCGGAUAAGUAUUGCAAAUCUUGAGAGCAUCACUUUUGCUAUAUUCAGACGCAUCAUCCAAGUAGGCGGACUUCUCAAAUGGAUAGCUGGAAGAUGA
Molecule: messenger RNA, 546 nt
Organism: Fusarium oxysporum Fo47
Lineage: Eukaryota; Fungi; Ascomycota; Sordariomycetes; Hypocreales; Nectriaceae
Product: FAD-dependent oxidoreductase
Exons: 1
Coding region: 1-546 (181 amino acids)
Molecular function (GO): FAD binding
Source: RefSeq, a predicted model, not a curated record